This is a messenger RNA of Asterias rubens (European starfish), 3257 nucleotides long. Its product is annotated as coronin-7-like. The record is from RefSeq and is a predicted model, not a curated record. The transcript is spliced from 24 exons. Gene Ontology annotation, molecular function: protein binding. NCBI's taxonomy places the organism in Eukaryota, Metazoa, Echinodermata, Asteroidea, Forcipulatida, Asteriidae. Bases 23 to 2860 code for a protein of 945 amino acids.
GCUACACAGACAGGACUUCAAAAUGAGUCGCUUCGGUGCAUCCAAGUUCAAAAAUGCAGUACCAAAAGUCUCCAAGAAAGAGCAAUGGAUCAAUGAUAUCCCUAUUGGCUCACCGUCAUCAUGUGGGAAUCACAUCAAAGCAAGCUGUAAGUUCAUGGCGUUCAACACCAAUAACACAGGUGGCGGUACCCUGGCUGUUAUACCAUUAGAUAAAUCAGGGCGUGGUAUGUCAUCUCUACCCAUGCUUCAUGCACACUCAGCCUUGGUGACGGAUAUGGACUUCUCUCCAUUUGAUGACAACUUAUUAGCAACAUGCUCAAGUGAUAAUACGAUCAAAUUGUGGGAUAUUCCUGAGGGUGGCCUCACAGAGAGCAUGUCUACUCCUAGAUGCAUGUUAACAAAGCAGGAACAAACUGUGCAGAAUGUGCUAUUCCACCCAACGGCAGAUCAGCUCCUGGCUUCAUCAUGUGACAAGACUCUUCACAUUUGGGACAUUAAUAAAGCACAGGAAUGUAUAGCUAUGAAUGUACACACAGAGCAGAUUCAAGGUGUUUCUUGGAGGCAAGAUGGUGGUACCCUAGCAACCGCUGCCAAAGAUAAGAAAUUAAGGAUCUUAGACCCAAGGACAAACAGCGUUUGCUUUGAGACUGAUGGCCACGGGGGUAACAAAGAAACCAGAGUAUGUUGGCUUGGAGACGCGGACUUUAUUCUGACUUCUGGAUUCAACAAGUUAAGAGACCGAGAAGUGUGUAUUUGGGAUCAACGCAAGUUUGUCAAACCAGUUGCUUCCCAAGACUUCGAUAGAUCAACUGGCAUAAUGCUACCACUGUAUGAUGCUGAUACCAAGAUGUUAUUCCUGGCUGGGAUAGGAGACACAAGGAUAUGGUUUUGUGAGAUCCAGGAAAAGACGCCGUUUAUAACACAAGGAAUUGCCCAACAAGUUCCCGAACAGGUGAAGGGAAUUGCCAUGAUUCCUAAACGAGCUGUUGAUGUGAUGUCAUGUGAGGUUAAUCGACUACUUCAACUCACUAUGAACGCUGUGAUUCCAAUAUCCUAUGAAGUGCCUAGAAAGUCUCAUCGAGACUUCUAUGGAGAGUUAUUUCCAGAUACUGCUGGAGGAGAAGCUGCAUUGUCCGCUGAGGAGUGGUUGCAAGGCGGUAAUGAACAGGUACUGAGGAUUAGUUUAGAUCCUGCUAAGAGGAAAGUGAUCCCAAAGAAACCCAGUCCUUCUUCAGUGUCUGUUUCCUCUUCAGGGGACAAGACAAGAGAUGUGUCUUCCAAGGAACCAUUGGUAGCUUCUACUGAGAAAAACAAACCACUAUCUGAAAAACCUUCCUCACCCCAAAAGUCCGAUGAUGUGAUUGAGGCAGCCAACAAGCUGAAAACAUCUUCACUUGAAACCCCCAAAUCAACAAAAAUGGAGUCUGGUAAUGCUAAGUCUGAUGAGAAGAUGAAAGAAUAUAAAGUCAAGCCGUUUGUAGCUCCAUCCACAUCUAAGUAUCGUCACAUGAACAGCUGCUUAAUGCCAAGAAGUACCCAUAUGAUUAACCUACAUAACCUGAGUAGUAAUGUGUUUGGAGAAUGUGAUGUCUUCCAUGUGAAUUCCAAGUGGGGAGCCAUUCCGCUUGGUGGAGCUGGAGGCCUUAUUGCGUUUCUAGAUUUGAAUCUAUCUGGUAAGCUAGAGAGAGAUUUACCGGCCGUUCAGAAUGGCUCCAGUGUAAUGGACUUCGCUUGGGAUCCUUUUAACAAUUGCCGCCUUGCUGUAGCAUGUGACAAUGCUAGAAUACUCUUAUGGGAUAUACCAAGUGACGGCUGGACUGAAGCUAUGACGGAACCUUCUCUUACACUCAGAGGUCAUCGGGAGAAGCUUUAUUUUGUCAAGUUUCAUCCGCAAGCUGCAGACAUCUUGAUGUCGGCAUCUUAUGACAUGACCGUCAAGAUCUGGGAUCUAACAUCAGGAGAGGAGAAGCAUUCACUGACAGGACACACAGAUCAGAUAUUUAGUGGUGCUUGGAGUGCUGACGGGAGCAAGAUUGCAACAGUCUGCAAAGACGGUCAAAUCAGAAUAUAUGAACCCCGGUCAUCAAGCAAACCAAUCAAGGAAGGUAGCGGACCUGAAGGGACUCGAGGUGCGAGGAUUCUAUGGGUUUGUGGAGAUAGCUUGCUUAUGGUGACUGGAUUUGGAAAGAGUAGUCAAGAGCGAAUGGUGAGUGUAUAUUCAGUGCAGGAUCUGAGUGGAGCUUUAGACACACUGUACCUGGAUACAUCACCAGCUACACUAGUACCAUACUAUGAUGAAGAUACCAAUGUGGCUAUACUAACAGGAAAGGGAGAUACAUCAGUCAUAGGACUAGAGAUCCUGCCACAGCCUCCUUACUUCUUGAACUUGGCUCCGUUUCAGAAUUCUGUACCACAUCAGGCCCUGUCUUUCUUGCCUAAGAGCAUGUGUAAUGUGAAAGAUGUUGAGUUUGCUAAAGCAAUGAGGUUAACACAGACCAGUAUUGAGCCCGUCUCAUUCUCAGUCCCAAGGGUUAAGAAAGAAUAUUUCCAAGAUGACAUCUUUCCUGAUACUAGAGUGAAAUGGGAAGCAGCGCUAUCCGCUCAAGAAUGGUUAGCUGGAAAAAAUGCAAUCCAAGGCAAACUAAGUCUGUGUCCACCUGGCAUGAAACUAUUGAGUUCAAUUCCUAAGAUGGCUCCUGCACCUAAGAAAUACAUGGCGGAGGUGGAGUUAUCCUAUAAGACUGAUGAACAGAAGAAAGAGGAGCUGAUGAGUGCCUUCUCUGACAAGCUUGCCGCUAAGAACGAACCUUUACCUCAGGAGCAAUUUGAGGGAGUGGAUGAGGAUGAAUGGAGCGAUUGAUGUGUGGACUAUCUGCUGUAGUAACAAUGAUCCAGCUAGACUGUGACGGAGUGUAUCUUUAGUUACAUCCAAAUAAGGACAGUGCUGAAGUUGGUUAUCACAAUUAUAUAUGAAUAUUACAAAUUUGUAAUUAAGACUCGUAAUUUUUUUUUGUAGAUAUGAAUUUAUAUUACCGGUCUUCGGGCUGGCAAUGGAGGCAUUGCUGCUCAACUGAAGACAAUCAGAGCAUACUGAUCGAAACAUUGAGUUGUUAACCAAAGGCCUUUUCAGAACCUACAGAACUCAAAAAAGAGAUAUUUUAAUUGAAAAUAUAAAUAGUUAAAUAUGCGUUGGAGAUAAGGUCCCAUGCAGAAAUUUAUCAGCCUAAAGUAUGGCCCUUGAACAUGAAUUGAACAAA